Messenger RNA from Theileria equi strain WA, 1369 nucleotides. RefSeq names its product zinc finger protein DHHC domain containing protein. Gene Ontology annotation, cellular component: Golgi apparatus; endoplasmic reticulum. The coding region runs from base 167 to 1369 and encodes 400 amino acids. The record is from RefSeq and is a predicted model, not a curated record. NCBI's taxonomy places the organism in Eukaryota, Apicomplexa, Aconoidasida, Piroplasmida, Theileriidae. Gene Ontology annotation, biological process: protein targeting to membrane; peptidyl-L-cysteine S-palmitoylation. The transcript has 2 exons. Gene Ontology annotation, molecular function: protein-cysteine S-palmitoyltransferase activity.
AGACACUAAAUUUGUGAAUAUUACCCAUUAGAAAUGCAUUUUACUUGUACCAAAGUACAUACAUAUGUACCAUAUUAGAUGUAUAUCACGCAUGUGGAGGUUUAGGAUUGUCUAGGUUGGAUAUGACUUAGAAUGACAAUUUCCGGGUGAAUUUUAAUGAUAGAAUAUGGAUAAUACCGACAGGGAUCCAAUUUUAAACACUGAUCUAUUUGAUCCUGAGAGUGAUCGUCAGGAAUCAUAUCGUAUACCAACGAGAAGAACAGAGAGCUACACACCAUAUGUACCCAAUCAGUCUAUUUCUCUGGAAGAUGAAGACACAGAACCACUGAUCUCUGGAAAGGAGGACCCUGUAAAUAAUACAAAGUUCUGUUUAAGAUCCGCAUACACACCUGAGGAAGAGCAUGGUAAGAAUUCGGUUUUUCGAUACCUUCCUGUGCUAUUUGUCCUUUUCAUAUUCAGCACUAUAUAUGGCUUAUUUUUCGUUUAUCACCUGAAACCGGAAAUAAAUCAGGAUUUAAGUCACUAUGGUACGAUAAGUGAUAAGGUUUUUGCGGAAAUCGCGAUUACUCAUGUUUUAUUAGUGUUGUUCUUGUUGAGCUACAUACUUUGCAUGAUGGUGAGCCCAGGUACCAUUCCAAAUACAAGCGAAUGGAGUUUAACCAAUGGUCAGAAUGUAGAUAACACGUCCUUGGUGUUUGAAACCAAAAAGUCUGGAGCUCGGAGGGUAUGCAAAUGGUGUUCAAAAUACAAACCGGACAGAACACAUCACUGCAGGGUUUGUGGAAUCUGUGUAUUAAAAAUGGAUCAUCACUGUCCAUGGGUUAACAAUUGUAUCGGGUGGAAUAAUCACAAAUAUUUCUUUCUUUCUGUAUUUUAUUCAUCGGUUUUAUCUACAUAUAUCGCAAUUCUCUAUUAUCCUACUGUGAGGCAUAUUUUAAACAAUCAAAUAAUGCCAUUUGGGGAACUUAUGCUUAUAGUACUCUCCGAAGUUUUGUCCGUGAUUUUUGCUAUUGUCUGCACAUGUUUUCUGCUCUUUCACACAUGGCUAAUGUGUGAAGCACUGACAACCAUUGAAGUCUGUGAAAAACGUUCGUACAGCAAUAUGUUGUUGGAGCGUUCCAUAUGGUCGAAUGGCCUAUACGACAAUAUAAAAUGUGUCCUUGGAAAGAACCCAUUAUUGUGGCUUAUUCCAAUAGAUGAUCGGGAGGGCGAUGGCAUUGCAUUUGUAAGGACCGAAAGGUGUGGCGAUAAAGAAUUUUAUGAUGACAAUGAUCAUACGUAUGAUGAGAAUUCUGUAUUUGUUAAAUUGGCCAGAGAAACACGACAGUUCAAUCCUAUAGUCAUUGAUGAAACUCUGCAAGAUGCUUAA